AUGUCUCUGUGUCCGUUUGCUAGAGAUGAAUUUAAAGAUACAGGCUAUCAAAAGCCAACCAACAUAGCAUUAGUGUAUAUUAAUAUAACAAAAUUUCGCAUGAAUGGCACAGUCGAAUUUUAUACUUGUGGUAAUUUAGGUCAUAGAUCUAACGAUGACAGAAUAGUAUACGCAGCAGUCUGUAAAUCAGAUGAAAAUAAAAGAUUCAGUAUAAAUUUUGGAUAUACAAAGGCAAAAUAUUCGACACCAUUAAAAGCCUAUUUGUUUGUUGAUGGAGUUUGGGAUUAUACUUAUUACCAAAUUUAUGAUAAUUGUUAUUAUGUUGAGGAUGGAUUUUGGAAUCAAGAAAGAGAUAAGAAGUUUUAUUUUGAAUUCUUUACGUCGAAUAUGAACAAUGAUAUUAUUGGUAGUGGCAGUAAGAGACGAAGGGGAAGAAUUGAAAGAAAAGGAGGAAAAGAUGUUAUUAACGGUGAUGACAAUGUUGAAAAAACAAGCGGAAUCGAAAAAAAAAGUAAAAAGUAUACUGGAGGCGGACCUGGAACAAUAUCAGUACAUUUUUAUAAAGCAGAAUGGCAUGAAUAUGGCGUUGUGAAAGUACCAGGUUUUGAUGUAUCGCAACAAAAAGAUCAUAUUAAAGAAACGGCAAUUAGCACAGGGUUUAAAGAAGACAAAACUAAAGUUAGAAGUAAAUUACCAGAUAGAAAUAAAGUCACCAAAAAAUUUGAUCCAAAAGAUAUUAAUCGUUUAUUCAGAGAAUUAAAAUAA
Molecule: messenger RNA, 765 nt
Organism: Entrophospora candida
Lineage: Eukaryota; Fungi; Glomeromycota; Glomeromycetes; Entrophosporales; Entrophosporaceae
Source: the annotation of a GenBank genome assembly